AUGGCGAUUCUUACGGACGGCGAUUCUGAAGGCGAAAACCCUAGUGGAGGCGCUGGUGGCGGAGGCUCAGCCUCGACAGGCACAAAGGAAGGGGAUCUGUUACGUGUUUCACUGAUGGAUUCCGAGGCGAGAGAAGUGCAAGGCGGGACUUCGAAUAUCGUUAAGGCGGGGACGCAAGGGGAGAAUGAGGGAGGGAGAACGGGGGCUACGGUUGGGUCUCCGAUCUCCAUUAAGGAUGGUGCCAGUAAGACUAAUUCUCCAUGGUUGAAGAAUAGUCAGGCUGGUCCUUCGGUACCGGUAAUUGAAGUUGUCGGAGGAGUGGCUUCGAUGCAAAUUCCAGAGGAUAUCUUUGAUGAGUCUGAAUUGCUGUGGAAGUCAUUUGUAGUAGGCUAUUUCAUUGGAGAUGCCCCUCAUAUUGGCUCAGUGCACGCGACUGUGAAUCGCAUUUGGUCUACACCCAAAGAUGGAUCAAAGAUUGAUGUGCAGUUUAUUGAGAAGAAUACUGUUCUGUUUCGUAUUGAUAACAGUCAGAUGAGGACUCGUGUGUUACAGAGGAAAUAUUGGCACAUUGCAAAUGUUCCAUUAGUGGUAAACGUUUGGUCUCCGGAGUCGGCACUCAACCCUCCUGACCUGACUUCAAUGCCGCUAUGGGUUGAUUUGUGUGGAGUUCCAAAUGAUCUUUACUCACAUAAAGGUCUGAAGUGUCUGACAAGAGCAGUAGGGCGUUUUGUUAAGCUGCAUCCAAACACGGAGAGAUGUAUUCGGUUGGAUGUAGCGCGUGUUCUGACUGAAGUGAAUCUUCAUGAACCUUUGGUGGAAAAGAUCACUUUUAAAGAUAAGGAAGGAGUGGAAAGAGAGAUUGGGGUGAACUUCCCUUGGCUUCCACCUCGAUGUACUGUGUGUAGGAAAUGGGGGCAUAAGGCACAAGACUGUACUGGAAAGGAAGUCAAACUGCUGAAGAAACCAGAAGAAGAAGAGAAAGGGACGCAAGUAGAGAUAUUGGCUGAUGUUGAAAAGGAUGUUGGGUUGAAUGAUAGGGCUCUAAGUGAUCUUCUUCAGGAUCUGGAAGCGAUCACUCCUCGACCUGCUAUAUGUGCUUCAUCCAAUGAUUUGGAAACUGAUAUCAAUCAUAAGACCUUAGAUGAGCAGCAUUUACAGGCUAGAGAAAAGGCACAAGGGAUCCAGUUGAUUGAGCCGACCACCGAAGCAUUUCACACUAAUGACACGUGUGGUUGGGAAAAUGCUCAUGGAGGGAGGAAAGGGACAGAAAUAGGUGGUAAUCAGAGCCACCAGGAAGUACUGCAAAAUCAACGUGCAGAUGGAAAAGGAAUUGCAGUUUCACCAUCCAGAUUUAGUCCUCUACAAGAUAUCGUAGAGGAUGAAGAGGAGGAGGAAGAGGAAGAAGAGAUAUUAAAAGAAGUUGAGGAUGGGGAGAUCGUGGAUAGUAAAGUAGCAGGAAAGAAAGUUCAGAGAACGCAAGCAGUGAGUAGUAGGCGUUCCGUAGCGGUUGGGAAGCAAGCGAGGGGCAAGGUUGCCCGUUCUAAGGAUCUACUAAUUUGGUUUUGCUGGUCUAAUGAUGUUAUAGUUACGAAGCUGCAUAUGAGUGCACAAGUUAUUACCUGUGCUAUUCAAAUUCCAAGCACAGGUGAGCAGUUUAUUUGCUCAGCGAUAUAUGCUUUCAACACAGUUGGCGAGAGAAUGACACUAUGGGAAGAGCUGAGGGGUACUAAGGCGGCUUACUGUCAUCUCAAAUUACCGUGGAUAAUUUUGGGGGAUUUUAAUACCACACUCUCUUCUAGUGAGCAUUCUCGGGCUAUGGAUUACAGAGGUGAUCAGAUAGGGAUGAGACACUUUCAGGAGGCGAUAACUGAUUGUAUGGUCACGGAUCUGCCAUAUACAGGGGCUCUUUUUACAUGGUGGAAUAAAAGAGUUGAAGACCCGAUUGGGAAAAAGUUAGAUAGAGCUCUGGUUAAUAGUGAAUGGCUGAGCCAUUAUCCUCAGGCUUCUGCACAGUUUGAUGCUGGGGGAGUCUCUGAUCACGCCAGAUGUGUGAUACGGGUGACAGGUGCUGUGAAUCAAGCUCGAAAACCAUUCCGGUUCUUUAACUACCUCACAGAACAUCCAGAUUUCCUAGCUACGGUUAAGGACGUAUGGGAUAAUACAGAGCCUAUUUACCAUUCGAGGUCAGCCCUCUCUAGGUUUCAUAAGAAGCUUAAACUCCUCAAACAGCCUCUGCGGGCAUUGAACAAGACACACUAUGGGGAUUUACCAGCGCGAACUAAGCAGGCCUAUGAAGAGUUGUGUAACUGUCAGAACACAGUGCUACAAGAUCCUAGUCCUGAAAACAUAGCUAGAGCAGCAGCAGCAGAAGAGAAGUGGAAUAGAUUAGCUCGCGUUGAGGAGAAAUUUUACAUGCAAAAAUCUUGUAGCCAGGAUGCUACAUUGGAGGAAACUUCAGUUGCUUCCCUUCAGGAGCUAUUAACAUACCGGUGCUCAAAUGAAACUGCAGCGGCGCUGGCUUGCCCUGUUACAGCGAAGGAAAUAUAUCAGGCUCUCCAAGCUUUACCUAACGGCAAGGUCUCCGGUCCAGAUGGCUUCACCAAAGAGUUCUUCGUGGCAGCUUGGUCUAUUAUAGGCAGGGAAUUCAUUGUGGCGGUGCAAUCCUUUUUUCUCUUCGGCUUCAUGCCUACUGGUGUUAAUGCUACAAUCCUCUCUCUCAUACCGAAGACAACGAAUGCACAGACAAUGAAGGAGUAUAGACCAAUAGCCUGCUGUAACUUCUUGUACAAGGUUAUCUCCAAAGUACUUGCUAAUAGACUCAAAAUCAUAUUCCCGGAAGCCAUUGAAGCCAACCAAUGUGCUUUCAUCACAGAUCGUUUAUUAUUGGAGAAUGUUUUGCUUGCCUCAGAACUAGUUAGUGGCUAUCACAGAUCAGUGACCGAAGCGAAGUGUGCUAUCAAGUUUGACAUAUCCAAGGCCUUUGAUACAGUGAAAUGGUCUUUCAUCACCUCGGUUCUGCUUGCCAUGGGUUUGCCUCCUCAGUUUGUCAAUUGGAUCCGGCUCUGCAUCACUACUGCGGCUUUUUCAGUGUCUGUUAAUGGAAGUCUGGAGGGUUUUUUCACUAGUGCUAGAGGAAUACGGCAGGGUUGCUCACUCUCACCAUAUCUCUAUGUUAUACUGAACAAUGUGCUUUCUAAGCUCUUGAACAAAGCAGCAGCAGCAGGUGAGUUUGCUUAUCAUCCGCAGUGUGAGGGAGUUAAGCUCACGCAUCUGAGUUUUGCUGAUGAUAUAUUAGUAUUCACCAAGGGCACAACGGGUUCACUUAUGGGCGUUCUGGAGGUUAUGAAAAGAUUCGCUCGAAUGUCUGGUCUCCACAUUAAUGUGGCUAAGUCUUCUAUAUUCGCAUCAGGGCAUAAUAUCAGUGACCUACUUGCUGCAGCAGAAUCGUUAAAUAUUGGAGUGGGCACACUACCUAUUCGCUACCUCGGCAUGCCACUGACGACUAAGACACUUACCAGCCAUGACUACGAGCCAUUGAUAGAUAAAAUCAGAAGUAGAAUGCUCUGCUGGUCCAACAAAACUCUAUCGUUUGCAGGACGACUACAGCUGAUUAAAUCAGUCAUAGCCAGUAUGGUCAAUUUUUGGAGUCAGGCAUUCAUACUGCCUGCGAAAUGUCUUGAUAAGAUAGAGAGUAUGUGUAGUGCCUUCCUCUGGUCAGGCUCACCAACACAAACUCAUAAAGCAAAGGUCAGUUGGGAUGAUUUGUGUGUUCCAAAAGAGGAGGGAGGUCUUGGAAUCCGGAAGCUGCGGGAGACGAACAGAGUAUUUGCUCUGAAACUCAUUUGGCGUCUCUUCACUCAACCUACUUCACUGUGGGUGAGCUGGGUUAAGCAUUAUUUGCUCAAAUAUAAUUCAUUCUGGGAUGUAAGAGAUGACACAAAGGGAUCUUGGAUAUGGAGGAAGUUACUCAAAUUGAGAGAUGUGGCUUAUGAAUUUUUGAGGUUUGAUAUCCAAGAUGGCAACAACUGUCACUUUUGGUUUGAUGAUUGGUUGGGGCAAGGGAAGCUGAUCGACAUCACAGGUCCUACAGGCACUACUUAUUUGGGCAUUAGGAGACACGCUAAGGUUAGCGAUGCUGUUACAUUGGAAGAGUGGAGCAUACGAGGAAGUAGAAGCCGUAGGUUCCACGAGCUGAGAAAUAGUAUCUUACAAAGAGAACCUCCGCAACCAGAGAACGGCAAGGACAUAGUAUUGUGGAAGCAUGGGAGUGAUGAUUACAGAGAUCAUUACUCUGCGGCUAGUACGUGGGAGCAAGUGAGGUCUAGGAGGCCUACAGUCGAGUGGAGUCGAGUAAUCUGGUUCACACAAGGGGUCCCACGAUUCUCAUUCAUAACUUGGCUAGCAGUGAAGAAUAGACUAUCAACUGGUGAUCGUAUGAGACAAUGGGGAAUGGUACAGAGUUGUGAACUUUGUGGAGAGAGAGAUGAAACGCGUGAUCAUUUGUUCUUCGCAUGUCCUUAUUCCUACACAGUGUGGGAGAGUCUGGCUAGGAGACUUAUUGGCAUCAGCAUCAAUCCGGAUUGGCAAUGGACACUGCAUCGCAUACAAAGAAUGAGUCAAGGGAAAGCUGAUACUGUUUUGGUGAAGCUUUUGUUGCAGACCACAAUUUACCACAUUUGGAGAGAAAGGAAUGGGAGGCGUCAUCAGCAAAGCAGAGUCACCACUGAUCAUAUGCGUCGGCGCAUUGAUAAGGCAGUGAGAAACAGAAUCUCAUCACUCAAAUACAGGUUCGAUCACAAAUAUGGAGGAUUACUCAGCCGUUGGUUCCAGCUUAGUAUGUGA
Molecule: messenger RNA, 4842 nt
Organism: Brassica rapa (field mustard)
Lineage: Eukaryota; Viridiplantae; Streptophyta; Magnoliopsida; Brassicales; Brassicaceae
Molecular function (GO): catalytic activity
Source: RefSeq, a predicted model, not a curated record